GUUUAGCAGGAUAAUGGACGUGUACGGAUGGAGAUAUAUCCGGUUAAAGAUAAAUGAGCAAAUAUCCGUUCCUGAGAAACACUCUCACUUUCACUCGCCGUGACGCUGUGUCAGUACGAGUUUAUUUCUUGCCGGGUCGUGUCACUCUCCCUCUCAGUCCCUUUCCCACAGCCUGGGAGAGAGGAGAGUAACCAAGCCGUCUCAAAAAUUCACGCGAUUAAUACACACAAAGGAAAAACCUCACUGACGUGAAAAUUAUGAGCCAGAUGUUAAUGGAUCAGGUUAGCAGUUACCCCGAGGGAGCUACAGAUUAAACUAGCUGGAUUUAUGGACUGUUUUGAGAGCUCGAAGUGUGUGCGCAUUACUUAAAGCAAUUACUGAUUCCAGCGUAAUUAAGGCUUCCUAUUGUUCUAGAGCAUUCACCUGUAUUUAUUGACAAUUUCUGCUAUCUCAAAGCCUUAAAAAGAAGACUGAAAUAACGUGAAAUCACUGAAAGAAUUGAGGAAAUUUGUCACAGUGCUGCAAGAGUGGAGGCACUCGAGGACCAGAGCCGCGACCAUGUCGAACAGCGACGAGACGACGCCCCUCCCAGCCAACCACACUACUCACACACCAGGGUCUCCACGCACUCUAAAUCAAUUCUUCGCCUCGGGGCUCACCAGCGUAUUACAUAACGUCGACCUGGCCACGGUGGGAAAGGUCCUGCUGCUAACGGCGCUGGUGCUGCUCAUCUACGACCUGCUGGUCUACCUGCUGGCGUCCACCUCGAGCAGGAAGCGGCUGCUGAUGACACCGUGGCUGACCCAGAUCUUGUCGCGUUCCUGGGACGACCUUAGCGACAGAUGGUCCUUCGCCAGGACUGAUGAUGCUGUUGGACCCUUACUCAAGUCGCUGGCACAAACCGCAGCUAAAUAUGAAGGGAGAUGGGAGAAAAGCAGACUUCUGUAGGACAAACCCUCCUUCAAGGGAGGGCACUGAGACCCCCCCCAGGGGGGGGCCAUUACCUUAAGAAAGAGCGCAGAACAUUAUCUUUAACACAGGACAACCAUCAUUAUCAUUUUGGUCUUUAUCCACGAGAGCCACAGAAAUCAGAAAGCUUAAGGAACUCAUUGAUAACGUUGAGAACAACAAUAUAUGUUGUAAGACGGCCUCUCUGGUCCACAGAGGGACUUAUAAUGCUGCAAAAGACCGCCUGCAUUCCGUACUGUCCUAAGGAGCAUUUUGAACUCCUGGGGCCAGAUUCAUGAAAGCACUUACGCAAGUACUUACGAAUCUGUGCAUCUUUUCUCAAUCUUUGGCGGAUUUGUUUCCAAUUAUUAAACAGUUAA
Molecule: messenger RNA, 1328 nt
Organism: Procambarus clarkii (red swamp crayfish)
Lineage: Eukaryota; Metazoa; Arthropoda; Malacostraca; Decapoda; Cambaridae
Source: RefSeq, a predicted model, not a curated record